Molecule: messenger RNA, 3890 nt
Organism: Fragaria vesca subsp. vesca
Lineage: Eukaryota; Viridiplantae; Streptophyta; Magnoliopsida; Rosales; Rosaceae
Product: ribosome biogenesis protein BMS1 homolog
Exons: 15
Coding region: 57-3692 (1211 amino acids)
Biological process (GO): maturation of SSU-rRNA from tricistronic rRNA transcript (SSU-rRNA, 5.8S rRNA, LSU-rRNA); endonucleolytic cleavage of tricistronic rRNA transcript (SSU-rRNA, 5.8S rRNA, LSU-rRNA); ribosome biogenesis
Cellular component (GO): 90S preribosome; nucleus
Molecular function (GO): GTPase activity; GTP binding; U3 snoRNA binding
Source: RefSeq, a predicted model, not a curated record
AAAAGAGAAACCUAACAGAGAGAGAGCGCCUUUGGUAGGGUUUUAGAGAGGAGGAGAUGAUAGAUGGCAGGAGUAGUGAGCGGUCGCACAAGGCUCACAGGUCCCGGCAGUCGGGUGCCAAGGCCAACAAGAAGAAUAAGAAGCCCCAGAAAGAGCACAACCCCAAGGCAUUCGCUUUCAGCUCCACUGUGAAAGCCAAGCGUCUCCAGUCUCGCGCCGUCGAGAAAGAGCAGCGCAGACUUCAUCUUCCCACCAUUGAUCGCUCUUACGGCCUCGACCCGCCUCCCUUUGUUGUUCUUGUCCAUGGACCUCCCAAGGUUGGCAAGUCUCUGCUGAUUAAGUGCCUCGUAAAGCAUUACACCAAACAUGAUUUACCCAGUGCCAGUGUCCAAGGCCCCAUCACCAUUGUAUCAGGGAAGCAGCGCCGCCUUCAGUUUGUGGAGUGCCCCAAUGAUAUCAAUGGUAUGAUUGAUGCCGCUAAGUUCGCUGAUUUAGCAUUGCUUCUUAUCGAUGGAAGCUAUGGUUUCGAAAUGGAAACUUUUGAGUUCCUUAAUAUAUUGCAAGUUCAUGGCUUCCCAAAGGUCAUGGGAGUUCUCACUCACCUUGAUAACUUCAAAGAUGCAAAGAAACUCAGGAAAACAAAGCAGCAUCUCAAGCAUCGCUUCUGGACUGAAAUAUAUGACGGUGCUAAGUUGUUUUAUUUAUCAGGUCUUAUUCAUGAAAAGUACGUCAAACGUGAAAUUCACAAUCUCGCUCGUUUCAUAUCUGUUAUGAAGUUUCAUCCUUUGUCUUGGAGAACUGCUCAUCCUUAUGUUCUAGUAGAUCGUUUUGAAGAUAUCACUCCCCCUGAGAAAGUGCGCUUGAAUAAGAAAUGUGAUAGAAAUAUCACACUUUAUGGUUAUCUGCGGGGGUGUAACAUGAAAAAAGGAACAAAGAUUCAUAUUGCAGGUGUUGGUGAUUACAGUGUUGCCGGUAUGACAGGCUUAGCUGAUCCGUGUCCUUUACCCUCAGCGGCCAAAAAGAAGGGGCUGCGUGAUAAAGAAAAACUGUUUUAUGCGCCUAUGUCUGGGCUUGGGGAUCUCAUGUAUGACAAAGAUGCAGUGUAUAUAAAUUUGAAUGAUCACUCUGUUCAGUUUUCAAAACAGGAUGAAAAGGGUAAAGCAAUGAACAAAGGAGAGCAUGAUGAUGCGGGUGUGAGCAUGGUUAAAAGUCUUCAAAACCCAAAAUAUUCGCUUGAUGAAAAGUUGGAGCAGAGCAUCAUUAACUUUUAUGUCCAGAAACCGAAAUCGGAACCUCAAAAUGAUAACAAUGACAAAUCCAGAGAAAGAGUUCGAAUGAUAGAGCCUUUAGAGGAACAUCAGUUUGAGGAAGCGAUGAAAGCUGGUGGGUCUGGUCAGGAAAGUGAUGUUGAGGAUAUUGAUGGCUCAGAAUCAAUAUCUUUUCAGAAUGAUGGUGCUCAUAAUGUUGCAAUAACUAAAAAUGAUUCUAGUGAAUCUGAUAGAGAAAAUGGUGAUGUAUCAGAUCGAGAUGAUGUUAAUCUUAAAGGUCACUUGAAGGAACAUGUUGAGUUUCAUGAAGGAAGGUCAAGGAGAAAAGUAGUCUUUGAAAAUGAUCUUAAUCCUACUGAUAUGGAGGAUUCAGAAGAGUCGGAAGAUGAUGACGAUGGUGGUGAUAGUGAUGCAGAUAAUCAUACCUCUUCUGGGUCAGAGUCUUCAGAGGAAAAUAGAGAAAUCCAUGAGACAGAUGAUGACGUGGGAAACAUAGCAAAGUGGAAAGAGUCUUUGGCAGAACGGACAUUCUCAAGACAAACCACUAACCUUAUGCAACUUGUAUAUGGGAAAUCUUUGUCGGUUUCAACUAAAGCCAAUGAAGAACAAGACAGUAGUGCAGAUGAGGAAAGUGACGGAGAAGACUUUUUUAAGCCAAAAGGGGACGAGAUCAAGAAACAUACAGUAGAAGUAGGAAAGUGCAAUGUUGAGGACUCUUCCAAAUUUACAAAUCCUUCAAUCAAAGAUUGGAAUGAUAAAAAGCUUAUAGAAGUUGUGCGCAAUCGUUUUGUCACUGGUGAUUGGUCAAAGGCUGCUAAGAGAAAUCAAGACCCGGCUACAUUUGAAAAUGAAGAGGAAGAUGCUGUAUUUGGUGACUUUGAAGAUCUGGAAACGGGUGAGAAGCAUGAUGGAUACAAUGCUAAUGAUACAAGCAAAGUUGCAAACAAGAAGAAAGCUGGCUUAGAUGAGGAAGAGCGGAGGCUUAAAAAGCUUGCUCUUCGUGCCAAGUUUGAUGCUCAAUAUGACGAUCCUGAUACAAGUGAAGGGGAACCUGAUGAUACACAAGUAAGCCAGUUUGGACGAGAUCGAGCAAAAGAAAGCAGCUAUGUUGACAAGUUGAAGGAGGAGAUUGAACUUCGGAAGCAAAUGAAUAUAGCUGAACUCAAUGACCUUGAUGAGGGCACCCGAUUAGAGGUAGAGGGUUUCCAGACAGGGACUUACCUUCGGUUGGAAGUUCAUGAUGUUCCGUAUGAGAUGUAUGAAUAUUUUCAUCCCUGUCAUCCUAUUUUGGUUGGAGGAAUUGGUCUCGGGGAAGAAAGCACUGGAUACAUGCAGGUCAGGUUAAAGCGGCACAGAUGGCACAAGAAAGUGCUAAAGACUAGUGACCCCAUCAUUGUAUCUCUUGGGUGGAGACGUUACCAAACAAUUCCUGUUUAUGCCAUUGAAGAUUGCAAUGGAAGGCAUCGCAUGCUUAAGUACACUCCAGAACACAUGCAUUGCCUGGCAAUGUUUUGGGGUCCUCUUGCCCCUCCCAAUACUGGUCUGGUUGCUUUCCAAAAUUUAUCAAACAAUCAGGCGACGUUUAGGAUCACCGCCACAGGAGUUGUGCUUGAGUUCAACCAUGCAUCCCGAAUAGUGAAGAAACUCAAACUAGUUGGUUACCCUUGCAAGAUAUUUAAGAAUACAGCACUUAUAAAAGAUAUGUUUACCUCAGAUCUUGAAAUAGCUCGAUUUGAAGGUGCUUCUGUUCGAACAGUCAGUGGCAUCCGAGGGCAGGUGAAAAAGGCUGCAAAAGAAGAAAUCGGUAACCAACCGAAAAAGAUGGGUGGACAACCUAAGGAAGGAAUUGUUAGGUGUACUUUUGAGGACAAAAUUAAGAUGAGUGAUAUUGUGUUUCUGCGCGCGUGGACUCAGGUUGAUGUUCCUUGCUUCUAUAACCCAUUAACCACAUCUCUGCAACCCCGUGAUCACACCUGGCAAGGGAUGAAAACUGUAGCUGAGUUGAGGAGAGAACGCAAUAUUCCUAUUCCUGUUAACAAAGAUUCACUCUACAAGCCAAUUGAAAGGAAGCAGAGGAAGUUCAACCCACUGGUGAUUCCCAAAGCGAUACAAAAAAAUCUUCCAUUUAAAUCAAAGCCUAAGGACACACCGAGUAGAAAGAAAAAACUUCUUGAAGAUAGAAGAGCUGUUGUGAGGGAGCCUUAUGAAUUGAAAAUAUCUGCUCUGGUUCAAAAUCUUAUGUUAAUCAGAUCUGACAAGUUAAAGAAGCGCAAGAUAAAGGAUGAGAAAAAAAGAAAAGAAAUUGAAGUACAGAAAGCCAAAGAUGAGCAGGUGUCAAGAAAGCGCCAGAGAGAAGAACGACGAGAGAGAUACCGGGUGCAAGACAAAGCUCAGAAGAAAAUGAGGAGACGUGCCGAGGACUGAUGGUAGUCUGCAACAACUUUUUAAUUAAAUCGCAGUAUGCCUUCAAACAGCAGGGCUAGAAGUAGAAGCAUGAAGAGCGCAAAUUUGUUGCAGUCUUGGAUUUCAUGCUGGGUCAAAGACGUGAUUUGGAUAUAUAUCCAUUUACUGAGUCAUGGACCAAGCAAGAGCGCUAAUUUUUUUUUUUUUUUUUUUUUUUUU